Molecule: messenger RNA, 7539 nt
Organism: Prinia subflava (tawny-flanked prinia)
Lineage: Eukaryota; Metazoa; Chordata; Aves; Passeriformes; Cisticolidae
Gene: HECW2
Product: HECT, C2 and WW domain containing E3 ubiquitin protein ligase 2
Exons: 29
Coding region: 282-4985 (1567 amino acids)
Biological process (GO): regulation of dendrite morphogenesis; protein polyubiquitination
Cellular component (GO): cytoplasm
Molecular function (GO): protein binding; ubiquitin protein ligase activity
Source: RefSeq, a predicted model, not a curated record
GCGGCCCCGCCGCUGAGACGGAGCGGGGGCGGAGGGCUGCGCGCGGCGCGGGCGCCCCUGCGCGGGAGGCGCUCGCCCCGCCGUGGGCGCGGAGGGGCCGCCGCCACCGGCGGGAGCCGUUGCCGCAAGGACGGGGUGACUCCGGCCGCCACCCGGCUCCGCAGCGGCAGCGGGAGCCGCCCUCGCCCGGAGCCCGCCGCGGGCGCAGAGCCGCAGUGCGCGCCUCGGCCAGAUCUCUGAACAACAACUUUUUUACGUGAAUUGACAGCAGUGGAGAAGAGAUGGCCAGCUCAGCCCGAGAGCACCUGCUCUUCGUGCGCCGUCGCAACCCCCAGCUGCGGUACACGCUGAGCCCCGAGAACCUGCAGAGCCUGGCCUCUCAGGGCACCAUGCCUGAGAACAUGAACCUGCAGCGUGCCAACAGCGACACUGAUCUAGUGACUUCGGACAGCAGGUCUAGUCUGACAGCCAGCAUGUACGAAUACACCUUGGGACAGUCUCAGAACCUCAUCAUUUUCUGGGAUAUUAAGGAAGAAGUAGAUCCAACUGACUGGAUAGGACUUUAUCACAUAGAUGAGAACUCUCCAGCCAAUUUCUGGGAUUCCAAGAAUCGGGGAGUGACUGGCACACAAAAAGGACAAAUUGUCUGGCGAAUUGAACCUGGCCCCUACUUUAUGGAAUCUGAAAUAAAGAUCUGUUUUAAAUACUACCAUGGUGUUAGUGGAGCCCUCCGAGCUACUACUCCAUGUAUCACUGUGAAAAACCCUGCUGUGAUGAUGGGAGUAGAAGGCAUGGAUGAAGGUGCUUCUGGAGCCCAGCACUCUAGGAAGUUGGUCAGCUUUACCCUAUCAGAUAUUAGAGCAGCUGGACUUAAAAAAGGCAUGUUCUUCAACCCUGAUCCUUAUCUAAAGAUGUCCAUUCAGCCAGGCAAGAAAAGUACAUUUCCUACGUUUGCUCACCACGGCCAGGAAAGAAGGUCGACUAUCAUCAGUAACACAACAAAUCCUGUUUGGCACAGAGAGAAAUAUUCUUUUGUUGCACUUCUAACAGAUGUCCUGGAAAUUGAGGUUAAAGACAAAUUUGCCAAGAGUCGUCCGAUCAUCAAGCGCUUCCUUGGGAAGUUAACCAUACCCGUUCAGAGACUAUUGGAGAGACAUGCAAUUGGAGACCAGGUCCUCAGCUAUAAUCUUGGCAGAAGGCUCCCAGCUGAUCAUGUUAGUGGGUAUCUCCAGUUCAAAGUGGAAAUCACAUCUUCUGUUCAUGAAGAUGCUUCACCAGAAACGGUUGGCACCCUGCUAGGAACCAACUCUGUAAAUGGAGACUUGGGCAGCCCCUCUGACGACGAGGACAUGCCAGCAGGGCAUCAUGAUACAUCCACGGUGUGUUCCAACGGCCCAGUCUUUGAGGAAUCUUCAGGAGACACAAUCCUGAGACACUCUUUAAGGACUAGUAGGACUCUGGAGACAGACCAGGAUGAGCUGACCUCUGGUGCUUCAAGAUCAUCCCCUCCCAGAGGGCGCCAGGACUCACUCAAUGACUAUCUCGAUGCAAUAGAACACAAUAACCAUCCCAGACCAGGGACAUCUGCCUGUGGGGACCGUCCACGAGGAGCCUCCCCAAAGCUGAGGAGUAGCUUCCCUACUGACACAAGACUUAAUGCUAUGCUUCACAUUGACUCAGAUGAAGAGGAGCACGAGCUGCAUCAAGACCUGGGUUUUCCAUCUUCUUUGGAGGAUGAUGGUGGUUUAGUAAUGCUUAACGGUGCUACCAGAAAUGUUGAAAGAAGUGAAGUAAGUUCCUCAUCAGAUCAGGUAAUGCCAGGGCCUGCAGAGAGUGAAAGGGUUUCAGCCUCUGAUACUCCUUUGCCAUCAACCGAUGACCAGCAAGAUUCUCUCCCGGAGCUCCCCCCUGCAGAGGAAGGAGGUGAAAGCCCGCAGGAUUCUCAGGCCGAAGCCCCAGCAGAGCAGGCUGGCAGCGAGUCCUCUGCCCCCGCGGAGGCAGAGCAGCCUCCGGGCAGCGCAGACACGGCAGCUGCCGAAGCUGCAGGUGGCAGCAGAAGGGGUGUCAGCGAAACGGAGUCCAUUGACCAAGGCUCGGAGCCGUCCCAGCUGUCGUCAGAGACGGAGCCCAGCGACCCUGCUCGCACCGAGAGCGUCAGCGAGGCCAGCACCCGGCCCGAGGGGGAGAGCGACGCCGAGGGCGCCGACAGCUCCUGCAACGAGAGCGCGACGGUGCGGCGCUCCUCCGUGGAACUGCGCUGCUCCUCCUGCGAGAGCGCCAGGUUUCCCGAGACUCCGGCCUUCUCCUCCCAGGAGGAAGAGGAGGCAGCCUGUGCCCCCGAGGCAGCUGCGGCGGAGCCGGGCGUCGAAGCGCAGGACUCUGCCGGUGCUGCUGGUUCUCUGCCUGCGGUGCAGUUACCACAGGAGGAGGCGCAGGAGGCUGAGGCAGGUGAACUGCAAGACCAAGAGGAAGCAGAAGAAAUCUGGCAAAGAAGGAGAAGCCUGCAGGCAGCAGCUGCCCAGAGCCAGUCUCAGGAUGAAGAAAUUGAAGGAGCACAGGCAGCUUGUGAGGGUGCCACAGCACAGCUUGAAGGAGCUACUGGAGGUUCUCCUGCCAAUGGCCAUCAGCCCUUGAGGUCCCUGCCUUCGGUGCGUCAGGACGUUAGCCGGUACCAGAGAGUGGAUGAGGCUCUGCCACCAAACUGGGAGGCUCGAAUUGACAGCCAUGGACGGAUUUUUUACGUGGACCACGUGAACAGGACAACGACGUGGCAGCGACCCACAGCUCCCCCAGCCCCACAGAUUCUCCAGAGGUCAAAUUCUAUACAGCAGAUGGAACAGCUGAAUCGCCGGUACCAGAGCAUCCGAAGAACAAUGACAAAUGACAGGCCUGAAGAGCACACGAAUGCCGUGGAUGGAGCUGCAGAGGAAGCUGAAUUUCACCAUUCUAAUUCAGAUUUUCGAAGAGAGAAUGUGCUGCCUCACUCUACCUCCAGAUCCAGACUUACUUUAUUGCUCCAGUCUCCCCCUGUGAAAUUCCUUAUCAGCCCAGAGUUCUUUACAGUGCUGCAUUCUAACCCUAGUGCCUACCGCAUGUUUACAAACAACACGUGUCUGAAGCACAUGAUCACCAAAGUCCGGCGGGACACCCACCACUUCGAGCGCUACCAGCACAACCGGGAUCUGGUGGGCUUCCUCAACAUGUUUGCCAACAAACAGCUGGAGCUGCCGAGGGGCUGGGAAAUGAAACACGACCAUCAGGGCAAGGCGUUCUUUGUCGACCACAACUCGCGCACCACGACGUUCAUCGACCCGCGGCUGCCCCUGCAGAGCAGCAGGCCCACCAGCGCGCUGGUGCACCGGCAGCACCUGACCCGGCAGCGCAGCCACAGCGCUGGGGAGGUCGGAGAGGACUCCCGUCAUUCAGGACCCCCAGUGUUGCCAAGACCAUCCAGCACAUUCAACACAGUCAGCAGAGCUCAGUACCAGGAUGUGGUUCCAGUGGCUUACAAUGACAAGAUAGUUGCAUUUUUGCGGCAGCCCAAUAUAUUUGAAAUUCUGCAAGAGCGUCAACCAGAUCUUACCAGGAAUCAUUCACUCAGGGAGAAGAUCCAGUUCAUCCGGACAGAGGGAACACCUGGGCUGGUGCGUUUAUCCAGUGACGCAGACCUCGUCAUGUUACUCAGCUUGUUUGAGGAGGAAAUAAUGUCAUAUGUGCCGCCACAUGCCUUACUUCAUCCUAGUUAUUGCCAGUCCCCAAGAGGCUCGCCAGUGUCUUCGCCUCAGAACUCUCCAGGUACUCAGCGUGCCAAUGCCCGAGCUCCAGCUCCGUACAAAAGAGACUUUGAAGCCAAGCUGAGGAACUUCUACAGGAAGUUGGAGACUAAAGGAUAUGGACAAGGCCCAGGGAAAUUGAAAUUAAUCAUCAGGAGAGAUCACUUGCUAGAAGAUGCCUUUAACCAGAUCAUGGGCUACUCAAGGAAAGACCUGCAGAGAAAUAAACUCUAUGUUACGUUCGUUGGGGAAGAAGGGUUGGACUACAGUGGACCAUCAAGGGAGUUUUUUUUCCUGGUGUCCAGGGAGCUCUUCAAUCCCUAUUAUGGUUUGUUUGAAUAUUCAGCCAACGAUACCUACACAGUACAAAUAAGUCCCAUGUCUGCUUUUGUGGACAAUCACCAUGAGUGGUUCAGGUUUAGUGGUCGAAUUCUUGGUCUUGCUCUGAUACAUCAGUAUUUGCUGGAUGCCUUUUUUACAAGACCCUUUUAUAAAGCCCUCCUCCGAAUACUCUGUGACCUGAGUGACCUGGAAUAUCUGGAUGAGGAGUUUCACCAGAGUUUACAGUGGAUGAAAGACAAUGAUAUACAUGAUAUCCUGGAUCUGACAUUUACUGUAAAUGAAGAAGUUUUUGGCCAGAUCACAGAGCGGGAACUAAAACCAGGAGGUGCCAAUAUCCCAGUCACGGAAAAGAACAAGAAAGAAUACAUAGAGAGAAUGGUGAAGUGGAGAAUUGAGAGGGGAGUUGUACAACAAACAGAAAGUCUAGUUCGUGGUUUCUAUGAGGUGGUUGAUGCAAGACUGGUGUCUGUAUUUGAUGCCAGAGAACUGGAACUGGUUAUAGCUGGAACAGCAGAAAUCGACUUGAGUGAUUGGAGAAAUAAUACAGAGUACAGAGGAGGUUAUCAUGACAAUCACAUUGUAAUUCGGUGGUUCUGGGCUGCUGUGGAAAGGUUCAACAAUGAACAACGACUAAGACUUUUACAGUUUGUCACAGGCACGUCCAGCAUUCCCUAUGAAGGCUUUGCCUCUCUCCGGGGGAGCAACGGGCCCAGGCGCUUCUGCGUGGAGAAGUGGGGGAAGAUCACUGCUCUCCCAAGGGCUCACACUUGUUUCAACCGUCUGGACCUUCCCCCUUACCCAUCAUUCUCUAUGCUAUAUGAAAAACUGUUGACAGCAGUAGAAGAGACAAGUACUUUUGGACUUGAGUGAUACACAAACCACAGUGCCCAGCUCAUUGGACUUUUGUGGAUCUGUCUUCUCAAGGAACGAAUGAACUUUUGUGUUGGAUUUCCUAGAGGAAAAUUGUUUCAUGGUGCAAUUCAAAUAAUGAGGUUCCACGAAGGAGCUUGUGAAGCAAUUAAAAAGCAUUGUGGUAGUGGCAGAAUUCUCGACAGUGAAACUAGAGUGUGCCUGGUGUGCAGGGAAAGCCAAGUCUUGCAAUCCAUGGGGUUUGGGGACGGCUACACUUCUUAAGUCUAUGUUCUGAGCAAACCAGAAACGUGAUGCCAUGUUGUGAUCCAUCUGGCUACUGCAAAACUGAUAUGUACCCAAGGACUGGAUUUCAUCAAAGUUGUUGAAUAUAAAAUUCAAGUCAAAAUGUGAAAUCAUUCCUCCCCUUACAUACCCAGUAAAAUAUCAAAAAAGCGUACAGCUGAACUUUUAUAAAUUCUUUUUUUUUUUUGAAUUCAUGAAGGUACUUUACUUUAUGCCAUAUGUUAUAACAGCAUAUCCAACUUUACCUAAGACUACGAGUGCCUGCAUGGGGAACACCAUAGAGCUCAAGUUCCUGGGGCAGAAGUGAGUGGGAAGGAAAGUCAGCAACAAAGGACGUAACAACAACGGCUUGUGCAUUGAGGAGGUUUGUGGAAAUGCAUUUGCCAGUGGUGUGUAUGACAAAAUAUGAGCAGUUACAAUGAACUUAUAUAAGACUGAUUUUACGCUUUAUACUGCAUGGAAACUAUUUUAAGAAGAAAUUAGCAAUUUAUCACAGCGUAUCAGGAAAAAACCCUAACACAGUGACUUCUGUUUAUUUUUAUAGGUUCAUUAUAUUAUGUUUCUUAGAGUGUAAACAGGAAACAAGCAAACAAAAGUGUUAUUUCUGUUUUGUCACUUUCCAUGCUUGAACAGACAUUCUGCUAGUGUUUAUUCUUUAAGCACUCUCCAGGGGAAAAAAAUGCCUUUUAUUUUUAUAAGAGUAAAAAAACUCCCGAAAAUAUUUUGCACUGAAUGUACCAAAGUUGAAGGGACAUUAUGAUCUGACUGAUAGCAAAUUGCAUCACUAUCAAAUAUCUAUAAAAAUGCUUAGGAACCAGGCUUUCUUCACAGUGCCAUGUCUAUAGAUAUCAGGACUGUGCACAUAAGUAAUAAUUUUAUAAUACUAUAUGUGAUAUUGUAAUAUGCAUUUAUUUUAAAUGCAUCCGGGUCAUUUUUCAUGCAUUGGAUAACUUAAUGCAGUGGAGUUUAAUACAAAUAUUUCAUACGCUCCCCACAACUUUUUAUUUGUACAGCACCGUAAAACACUAGCUCAUUUGGAAAACCAUGAAUAACUUCUUUAAGGUGAGCCACUGGUCAUAAUGCCACUGUGCUGUAUCAGUGAACACCUACAAGAUGUAAACUGUUCAUAGUGUCUAAGCUUGCAUUUUCACUGAUAAAUAGUUUUCUUAUCAAAUGUUAUUUGAAGCGGUUUUUAUGGCAUAUCAAACACUGCAUGGACACCAAUUUCUUUAUGCUUAAUUUUGCUGAAAUACACGAGGCUUGCUCGCUUCUGUUUUUGGUACUUUACCUCCAGAUGGUCUUGUGGAACACUUGUGCAGCUGCGCCCCAUUUCUUGCACAGCUGCUGUCACGCACUGCACCCACCACAUUUUCAAAUUGCAGGAGUUGCGCUUGGAUACUGGCUGACAAGAACACAAGUCCAGCUCUGUGCUAGCCCUUUUGGUAGCACCGCAGCACAGCAAGCCCUGUUCUGUGGGAAAAGUGGCUUUUGAAGUCACCUGCUCACUUUGGAGGCUCCUGAAGGGGCAUCUGAGGGAGGUGUCCUGCUUGUUCUGGUGGGAGGUUUUUUCCAGCAGAGGCGAGAAUCCCUGGAGAUGUUGUCAGCAGAGACUGCCAGUACACCCUCCGAGGCAGAGAGCAGCUGCAGCUGUGGUGGUGACUGAGAAAACCCUUCAGACUUACUGAGGAAAUGCCACAUGUGCAAAGGAAAAGCAAAAUCAGGGGAAAGCAUUCUUUUAUUUCAAGAAUAAUUGAGCUUCUGCAUGACAUCUGGGACUCUCUUAAGUAACUUAGGUUUUCUUAGGCUACUUCUGGCUGGUAUGAAGUAGCAAAGGAAAGUCCAAACACAUCACCCUGUUUCUACACGUAUAUUUAUCAGCUAAGAUUGCAUGCCACGGGUCCUAAUGCACAUCUCUCUUCAGAACAUGAAUGAGCAGUAGGCAAACUGACUUUUCAGCAGGUCACUCCAGCAUGGCUCAUGUUUCAUACCAUCCAUUCACUGAGUAGCUAAAACUGGCACUCGGAGCAGAAUGCAACUUCUGAUGAGUUGAAGGACUACAGAACUUUCAUUUUACAAUACUGUGUUAUCUGUGGUCUUAAAAAAGAGAUUUUCCAGGUGGAAACUGUAUCUACAAGUUUUGAACCAGAUACUCUUUGGAAUGAAAAGUUUAAAUAUUUGGCACAAAGUAAGUUUAUACUAGUUUGCCUUUUAAGUUAUGCUUUUGUACAAAACUAAAACAAUAAAUGCAUCUUGUCAAUUUUUAUUUAAA